Molecule: messenger RNA, 1392 nt
Organism: Microstroma glucosiphilum
Lineage: Eukaryota; Fungi; Basidiomycota; Exobasidiomycetes; Microstromatales; Microstromataceae
Exons: 3
Coding region: 178-1194 (338 amino acids)
Biological process (GO): mitotic sister chromatid cohesion; replication-born double-strand break repair via sister chromatid exchange; synaptonemal complex assembly
Cellular component (GO): cohesin complex; synaptonemal complex
Molecular function (GO): protein binding; chromatin binding
Source: RefSeq, a predicted model, not a curated record
UGUACCGAUACCAAUCCUGCGCGUGUCCGACGUGUGCCAAGGCAAUCUGACGCCCCAACCGACGCGCCGCAAUUUCCUGAGAGCAACGCCAGAUUCAAUCUUCCGCCCUGCCUUUGAUCUCAGGGCGACUUUUCCUCCGCCCUGCCCUUCGUACCAUGACCCGAUCCUCUGCCCACGAUGUUCUACAAUCACGAGUUCCUCAAUCGUCGUCGUGGGGGUCUGGGAAUAGUAUGGCUUGUAGCUACGCUCGGCAGUCGCACAAACUUACGCAAAGUCACGAGGAAAGAGUUGGAAAAGGUGAACAUUGUCAAAGCUUGUGCAUCUGUCAUCGCUCCACCAGAGCCAGUAGCCCUUCGCUUAAGCGCACAGCUGAUGUAUGGAGUCAUUCGGGUCUACUCUCAGAAGUCCGAACAGCUACUGGCAGAUGUCACUGCAAUGCACACUACGGUUCGCAAGUCACUGUCAGCCAUCAGCGUCGCCAUCGUUGUUGGAGGCGGGGACGUCGACAUGCCCGCCGUCUCUCACCGACAUGCAGAAGCAUUGACUCUGCCUGACAAUCCUGCACCAUACGCUGGAGAUUUCGAUCAGCCUUUCGCAUGGGAUUGGGAACUCAACUUGGACAGCCAUGGUGAGGGAAUCUCGAUGAGUGGUAUCUCUAGCGGGGCUCGUCUACCUGCCAGCCCUUCUCCCACCCCGGCUCGGGACCGCUUCACCGCUGCGAAAGAAAAGAUUACUCUGCCUUCUCACAGGACUGAUCAGGGCCUCUUUGGCGACAUCGAAGAGGGACGAGGAGGACAGCUCGGCGAGUCUCUCGAUAUGAACAUGAUGGAUUUUGCCGGAGAUGAUGGAAUGGCUCUCGAUCUUGGUCUGGGCGAUGGACUUGACAUUCCUACGAUCGACGAGACGGCGACCCAUCACUUUGCCGUUGGCGACCUCUCCUCUAGUGUCAAUGGUGCUGAGCCCGUUUGGGGCGACCCUCAACCCGAUAGCCACGAUGCAUUGGAUGACCUGCAGCUUGGCCUUGAUACUGCCACUGGUGUCAUUACGGCCCCAGCACCACCACAGGAAGCCCAGGACAUCGAGAGUUCAUUGGAGAGCUUUCUGCUCGGACCUCCAAUGCCAGCUGCACCCGCGACUAGGAGGAAGACUGUUUCGUUCAGCCUUGAAGAUCCGCGUAUCGAGGUUAGAGUCUAAUGCACAGCCUACGCGUGUCACAACACACUUACUCAAUCCUUUUCGUGUCCCUCAUGCCGCCAGCUCACGGGAGACGAGGUUCGAGCCCUGCCUCAGCUUUACAUUCAGCGCAUGGAGCAAGAGCAAGCAGAGCGAGGUGCGCGGGAAUACGCUAAGCAAGCAGAAAAUCUCGUUAGACAGCAAUUGUUGUUCGGUCCG